CCCGGGGCAACCAGGGCUAAAGAAGGGCUUGGGGAGGUCUUCCUGCCACCGGGGAACCUGGGAUUUGUAUUUCUUUGGAGCUGCUGGGUUCUUGGCUCCGCCUCCUGGGUCCCUCGUGGCUGCAGGUUGAGAGCUGGAGAGAAGCCUCGGGUUCUCGCGGAGCGGGAAUCGCGAUAAAUUAAAAGCCCCUAGCCUGGAAGGGAGGCUGCAGGAGACUGCUGGCUGGGAAUCCCUUCCCUGAACUGAAGAGGUCUCGCUUCUAGACGAGAAUGCCAGAAGCCAGGAGCCUGCAGAUGAGGCGUCAACAAAUCCAGAUGAAAGAAGAUGUAAUUGAACAAGACACAGAGGAAUGGCAGAGCAAUUUCUCCUUUACUGGACUGGAAAGAGUUGGAGGAAUGGAUUUGUCUUAUCUCAAAGAAGAUGUCUCAUGUGCCUGUGCUUCACUGGUGGUGCUCAGCUACCCAGAACUUGAGGUCCUCUACGAAGAUUGCUAUGUGGUGACUGUCAAGGCCCCCUAUGUGGCAGGAUUCCUGGCUUUCCGAGAAGUCCCUUUUUUACUGGAGGCUGUACAGCGGCUGGAGAUGCAGAAGCCUGGCCUCAAGCCCCAGGUACUUCUUGUCGAUGGAAACGGCAUCCUGCACCACCGAGGUUUUGGCAUCGCCUGCCAUCUUGGUGUUCUCACAGGUCUUCCCUGUAUUGGUGUAGCCAAAAAUCUCUUGCAGGUUGAAGGUUUGGCCAAUGAUGAGCUUCACAAGAAACAAAUCCAAGACCUUCAGGCAGGAGGAGAUGCAUUCCCACUGACAAGCACCUCUGGGAAAAUCUUGGGUAUGGCCUUGCGUAGCUGUGCCAAGAGUACAAAACCCAUAUACAUCUCAGUAGGCCACAAGAUAAGUCUACUAUCAGCUGUGCGCCUGGUCCAUUCUUGUUGCAAGUAUCGGAUUCCUGAGCCCAUCCGGCAGGCAGAUAUAAGAUCCAGAGAAUACAUUUGGAAACAUAUGGAGGUCAACAUUGCUGUGCCCACUCCUCAGCCAGAGAGAGGCCAAGAUCUGGAAAGUGCCGGAUUGGAGGAAGCUGACAAAGAUUAAGCCAAGCACUGAGAGCUAAUCACAAAGAUGAGCUUUCAUCUCAAAGGCCACCAUCCUGGGGAAGAGAAUGUGGCAAUUUCCAUCUAUUCAACAAAGCACUACCCGGAGGUCAAAGACAAUCAAGACUGCUCUUUCAAGAGUACUUUCAUCCAGGGAUUUGCCAAUUGCAUUUUGGAGCAAGAAACAUUGUCCUGACAGAGUAGGCCUGGUCUUUAGGUGAACACAAAAGGCAAACAAAAUGAUCCGGAUGAUUAGUGAUCUAAGGCAGUGAUGGUGGUGGGCAGGUUGCCCUGUGUAGCUGACAGAUUACUUUCCUGCAGUGCAGAGAAUCUUGGGUGAAUUCCUUAGGGAGGACUUUUUUGUCUGCCAUCUGCUCCGUUGCUUAUCUUGAAGUUUUGCUUUCAGGAUAGUAAAAAUCCUGAAACUUAGGAUAGCUUCCCCAAUUUUGGUCCUUUCCAGGUGUGCUGCCUGAGAAUUCUGGAAGGUGAGGGCCAACAUAUUCUGGAAGGGAAUAACUCAGUAUGUGCCAGUUUAAUGGUCAUAGGCUCGGCUUGGUCCCUGAAAGGAAAACAUUUCCUAACACUGUAUUACAUAUUGACUGAAGACACUGAACUCUGACUAUGGUAUGGUAUUUUGUUUUUAAAUGAUUGUGAAAUGCUGUUUUCUGCUUAUUUCAUUUGUCCUAUUGGUAUACUGCACACUCCUGGCAAAGCUACCAUGUGGCAGUGUAUAUGCAUCUCUGAUGAUGGGGAGUAUAUACUGGUUUUAAUAGGUUGAGUAGCGUGAAUUAUUCACAACAAUUUGCUCAAUUUUCCUGCCAUGAAACAGAUGCUGGUUAAACCUGUUAUUGAACUAGAAAAGAGUUUGGGUUAUCCUUGAAAUCACCUUAAAUACUCCUUAUAUUCCUUUUUACCCAUUCUAGCCAAAGUGAUGCCUGAAAAGGGUCGCCACAACCCAUUCGUCACGGCCAACUCACCAGAGGACAAGAGUUACACUAAUACCAAAGAAAUGGUGGGAUAGUAUCAUUAAAGAAAAGAUGCAAAAGGAGGGACAGAUUGAAAUGUGAAUGACAAAAAUAACAAUUUUAAAAUUUAUUUUAAAUAAUUGAUUGAAUGGUUAAAAUAUCCCAUAUUGAGUUGUUCCAUGGCAAGUUGGCCACAGUGAGUUGGCUGCAGCGAGUUGUCCCAUUCCGUACUGAAGAGGCACAGUAAUUGUCCUGAUGCCUCUCUGUCCAUCCUUGUGUCUUCCUCUCUGCAUGGAAUGGUGCUGAGAUUUUGCAAAGACUACUGGUGCAGUGAUAGAGCUGGGCAUCUGCUAGUUCUCAGAUCUGUCUCAUCUGCCCACUUCUUGUCUCUCUUCCCCAAGAGCAGGUACUCAUCAGUGCCAGAAAUAAGUAACUUGUUUCUAGGUUACGCACUCCAAGAGUUCUAAUUUCAGAGAAGGCGUAAAUUGUUUCACAAGGCUUCUGUUCUCUAGUGCCACCUUACUGUGUUCUCUAGUGCAUCAACUGUGCAGCAACUUUACAAUAGAGAAGAGGUUAGUGAUAAGGCUAGUGAAGAAAACAAACCUGUUUACUAAGGGGGAAGUCCUGAGUUCAGUGGCACUUAUUAGAAAGUCAGCAGGCUGCAGCUUCUGUUCCCUGAGGUAUUCUAGCAUCCACCUAGAAGUGCAGAAACCGGCUGUAGAAACACUUUCUGUCGAUAAACAAUCUCCGAAAACUGCUUUCCUGGAGAUACUGAAAACAUUGCUCAAUUAAUUAAUUAGCUACUGGAGAGUCUGUUAAUGAGUUUUUCAAAUUUUCCUGCAUUUUUUGGCAGCUCUAAGGGGUUUUAUCCUCCUGCCCCUCUCCAGGAUAAAUGAAAACAGUCUUUGAACAUUAAUGGAGCAUCAAGAAUGUGGUUCAAUACAUUUUUCCAAGUUAUAAUUCAAUAUAAAUUUUAAUCCUUUACUCCACAUAUUCUCCCAUUAAUCAAGCAUUAUAUUCAAGCUUUUUCCCCUUUACAGUACAUUCAGAAUAUAUUCAGACCCCCUUCAUUUUUGUCACUGUUGUUAUGCUGCAGCCUGAGUCUACAGUAGUUGAAAUUCAUUGUUUUCUCAUUAAUGUAUACUCAGUACCCUAUAAUGACAAAGUGAAAACAGAAUUUUAGAAAUAUCUAUAAAUUUAUUAAAAAGAACAAACCGAAAUAUUGCAUUCAGUAUUCAGACCCUUUGCAACAACACUUGAAAUUUAGAUCAUGACUCCCAUUUCUCCUGUUUGUUGCUGACAUGCUUCUAUACCUUGAUCGGAGUCCACCUGUGGUAAAUUAAAUGGACUGGACAUGAUUUGGAAAGGCACACUCCUCUCUAUAGAAGGCCUCACAGCUGACAAUGCAUAUUGUAGUACAGUAAAAGCCAUGAAGUCAAAAGAACUGCCUGCAGAGCUCAGAGACAGAAUUAUUGCAAGGCACAGAUCUGGGGAAGGCUGCAAUAAAAUUUCUGCUGCACUGAAUUUCUGCUGCACUGAAGGUUUCUAAGAGCACAGUGGCCUCCAUAAUUCUCAAAUGGCACAACCAGGACUCUUCCAGGAGCUGGUAACCCGGACAAACUGAGCAAUCAGCGGAGAAGGGCCUUAGUAAGAGAUGUGACCAAGAACCCAAAAGUCACUCUGACUGAGCUCCAGAGAUCCUGUGUGGAGAUGGGAUAGAGUUCCUGAAGGACAACCAUCCACCAAUCUGGAUUUUAUGGCAGAGUGGCUAGAUGGAAGCCUCUUCUCAGUGCAAAACACAUGAAAGCCCGCUUGGAGUUUGCAAACGAGCAUCUGAAGGACUCUGAGACUGAGGAUUCUCUAAUCUGAUGAAACCAAGAUUGAACUGUUUGACCUCAAUUCUAAACAUUUUGUCUGGAGGAAACCAAGCACCACUCAUAACCUGCCCAAUACCAUCCCAACAGUGAAGCAUGGUGAUGGCAGCAUCAUGCUGUGUGGGAUACUUUUCAGCAGCAGGGACUGGGAGACUGGUCAGAGUUGAGGGAAAGCUGAAUGGAGCAAAGUACAGGAAUAUCCUCAAUGAAAAUCUGUUCCACAGCACUCGGGACCUCAGACUCGGCUGAAGGUUUACUUUCCAACAUAACAAUGAUCCUAAGCACACAGCCAAGACAACACAGAAGUGGCUAAGAGACAACUCUGUGAAUGUCCUAGAGUGGCCCAGCCAGAGCCCUGACUUGAACCCUAUUGAACAUCUCUGUUCAAUAGGGACCUGAAAAUGGCUGUCCAUUUUGACAGUCGCCAUCCAACCUGACUGAGCUUGACAGGAUUUGCAAGAAAAAAGGGCAGAAAAUCCCCCAAUCCAGGUGUGCAAAGCUUGUCACGUCAUACCCUAAAAGACUUGAGGCUAUAAUUGUUGCCAAAGUGCUUCAACAGUCCCUGAGUGAAGGGUCUGAAUCUGGUGAAAUCCAGCAGGUUCUGAUAGGUUCUGGAGAACCAGUAGUGGAAAUUUUGAGCAGUUUGGAGAACCAGCAAAUACCACCUCUGGCUGGCCCCAGUGUGUGGUGGGAAUGGAGAUUUUGCAAUAUCCUUCCUCUGGAGUCGGGUAGGAAUGGAGAUUUUGCAGUAUCCUUCCCCUGCCAUGCCUACCAAGCCAUGCCCACAGAACUGGUAGUAAAAAAAUUUGGAUUUCACCACUGGUCUGAAUACUUAUGCCAAUGUAUUAUUUCAGUUUUUUUAAACCAGAUUUAUAGAAUUUUUAUAAGAUGAUGUACUGUUGGUAUUUAGCUGCUGAUGAAUUGUCAAAAAAGUGUAAGGCAUCUGAAGAUACGUUUUAUUUUUGGUGGUCAAGUAAAAAAGCUAAAAAUUAUUGGGAUCAGAUGUGUACCUUUAUUUUGAGAAUUCAUGGAAUAAAUGUGCAAUUGAAACCAAAGAUUUUUCUUUUAGGUUUGAUGGAUUGAAAGAAAAAGUGGGACUUUGUAUGAUCACAGCAGCAAGACAGAGAUGGAAGGAUUUACAGAUUCCCACAAUGGAAGAAUGGAUGGUGAAGUUAAUGGAGUUGGCAGAGCUGGCAAAAUUGGCAACUUUGAUUAAAGAAAGACUUUAACUUUGUUGCUACCUGGAAACCACUUUUGGAUUGUUUUCUUGAAGCUGAAAGAAAUGAAACUUUAAUUGUGGGAUUUGAUUAUUAGAACUUUAUAUUUAUCAAAAUAUAUGCUUAUAUUUGUAUAGGUACCAAAGAAAAUUGGAAGUUUUGUUUUCUCUAUUUUUUUCCUAUUGUUUCUUUUCUACACUCUAAUCUUGUUUCCAUCUUGACUUUUCCCCCUUAUUUCUUUAUUUUUCUGUUUUAUAUUUUAUUCUUUGUUGAAACAAUAAAAUUUUGUAAACGAAGAACUUUUACUAUAUAAACUAUA
Molecule: messenger RNA, 5459 nt
Organism: Ahaetulla prasina
Lineage: Eukaryota; Metazoa; Chordata; Lepidosauria; Squamata; Colubridae
Gene: ENDOV
Product: endonuclease V
Exons: 10
Coding region: 270-1085 (271 amino acids)
Biological process (GO): DNA repair
Cellular component (GO): cytoplasm; nucleolus
Molecular function (GO): single-stranded RNA binding; RNA endonuclease activity producing 5'-phosphomonoesters, hydrolytic mechanism
Source: RefSeq, a predicted model, not a curated record